This is a messenger RNA of Blepharisma stoltei, 2654 nucleotides long. NCBI's taxonomy places the organism in Eukaryota, Ciliophora, Heterotrichea, Heterotrichida, Blepharismidae. The record is from the annotation of a GenBank genome assembly.
AUGGGAUCACAGCAGAGUGCUUUUGCAGUGAUUGCAAAUCUUGUAUUAGGUACAAAUGAAAACGAAAACAAAGAAAUUGAUAUUAAGAGGUUAAAAGAGCUUAAAUAUCCUGCAAAUCUCGAAGAAGCAAAGCGAUUUAGACUUAAUAACUCAAUUGUUGAUAAAGAAACUGAUAAAAAGCUAUAUAGCGUUUGAUCAACUUCUCCAGAAAGCCUUGGGAAAUAUGGGGUUGGAUUAGAGCUUUACUUUUUAUUCCUAAAACAAAUGAUCAUAUUAUUUUGCAUUGUUGCAGGCUUAAGUAUCAUUCCAAUGGUUAUUAAUUCUACUGGAGAAUUCAUUAGAGAAGAUGAAAGCCAAAAUGGCUCAAGGUAUAGCUUGGCAAACUCUUGGAGUUAUGACCAGGAUCUUUUAGAUUUAUACAUUAAAAAUGAUACUAAAUCAAAAAACCAUAGUGUAAUAAUGAAUGAAAAGGAUAUUAACCACAUUUUAGAGAGGACUGAAGAGCAGUACAAAUGGGUGUGGAUUGCUGAUGCAGUUAUCACAAGUAUAUUUUUAUUAGGAUUAAUUGUAAUCCUAAUUGUAAAUAAAAUAAAAAUCCAUGAUAGUGAGUUAGGAAAUGAUCGGGUUUCUGAGUAUGCUAUAGAAGUUGAAGGACUUCCAAAAGAAAAUAUAACUGAAGAGGAGGUUAAAAAACAUUUUGAGCGCUUCGGGAAAGUUUAUGAAACUUAUUUGGGCAGGUCGUAUGGAGAUCUUUUAUAUUUAUUCAAAGAAAAAGCUGACUCCCCAUUUAUAUAGGACCCUAAAAAAUCUGUUCCAAUUUAAAAGUGUUAAUUUUUUGGAAAAUAAAAUUAUUAUAAAAUUAUUAUAAAAUUUUAAAAAAUUAAAAAAAAUAAAUGAAUAUCUUGAUUUUAGUGUUUUUAUGGAGAUAUAAUAUAAAAUAUAUUUAAUCAAUUAAUCAUAACCUAUUUUUAAUAGAAUUCUAAUUGAUAUCCUCUAUUAAAUUAGGUUAUAACAAUUUUUAUCAAAAUUAGCAUUUUUUCCUUAAAAUUUCAAUUGAAAAAUAAAAUUUUGAUCUAAUUUAAAAGGUGCUAAAUUGAGAGGCAUCUAGUAAAAUAGCAACAUUUUCCCCAAAUUCAACCCAUUCAAGUUCAUAGCUAUAUGAAUUAUUAUUAAAUUUACCUAAAAAAUUGUUGUUUUCUUUAUAUUUUGUACCAAUUUUAAGGAGGAGUGAGGUUAAAAAAGAAAUCAGAGCGCAAAAAAUUUUCUUGGGAAUUUCUUCAAGCUUUUGCACUGAUGAUCGAAAAAUGGAAAAACUUCGUCAAAAGAAAACAAAACUAAACGAGCGCAUUUCCAUCUUAAAUUUGAAGAAAAAGCACAAUGAAUUUGAUAUAUAUAAGGCAUAUAUUAUAUUUAAAACAAAAGAAGCAAGAAAAAAAGCAUUAUGAGAAUACCGAAAAGGCAUUUUCAGUUCAUUAUCAAAUAAAGAUCCCCAAUUAAAGUUCAAAAAUGAAUUCCAAUUAAGCGUACGCUCUUGCACUGAACCUUCAGAUAUUAUGUGGGAAAACUUGGAAAUAAAUCGCAUUGAGAAAAAGUCGAGAAAAUGUUUUUCUAUUACAAUUACCUUGAUUUUUAUGGCAUUAUCAGUAGGGCUCAUAUUUUUAAUGCGAAGAAAAAAAUUGAUUGAUUAUGAUUCUUAUGGCUGCAUUCACAUGAAUGUUGAUUAUGACCGAAAAAUUUGGGAAAUAAAGCAGGAUAAAAAUAUGACAGCUGAAAUGGUUUUGUGCUGGUGCAGAGAGAGAUCAACUGAUGAUUGAUUUAAUCCAGCAAUAUUUAAUGAAUGCAAAAAAUAUGCAUUAAAAAGGCUAUCAGCAGGAGUUGUAAAUUUCUUUAUAUGUGCUGGAAUUGUUAUUGUGAAUUAUUCACUUAGACUACUUUUAACAACUUUAAGUGAAUUUGAAAGGCAUAAGAGCUUUAAUAUAAAACAAACCCAUACAUUGCUGAAAAUAUUUUUUGCAAUGCUUUUUAAUACUGUUUUAGUACCAAUUUUAACACAUAUAGAUUGAAGCGGCCAAAGUAUUGGCACUGAAGUGACUGAUCAGCAGUUUGGCGACUUCGAAAAGUUAUGAUAUGUCAAGGUAGGCUCUAUUUUUAGCAUUAUGAUGUGCAUAAACGUCGUAUCUCCUCAUUUAAUUUUCAAUUUUCUAGUCCUUUAUAUGAAAGGCCUCUAUUAUCGGACAAAAGGCUAUUUAAAAUUCAAAACACAAUAUGAAAUAAACAAUGCCUUUCUUGGUCCAGUUUUUGUGCUCUCUACCAGAACUUCAAUGAUUUUGACAGUCCUCUUUACUUGUUUUAUUUUUUCUGGAGGGAUUCCUCUAUUGAAUAUCAUUGCGUUAUCAGCUUUAUUCACAAUAUACUGGACUGAUAAAUUUUUAAUUCUUCGGCAUUAUAGAAAACCGCCACAAUAUAGUCAUCAUAUAUACAGCUGAACUAUUAAGCUGAUGCCUCUCUGCGCAUUGAUUCACUGCUGCAUUUCUUUAUAUGCAUAUGGGUGUCCAGAUGUUUUCCCAACUGGGUUUGUAAAUAACAAUUAUUUUGAUCCGUUAGAAAUGAGUAUUGAAGAUAGGAUAAAAAUGGAUCAUGGAAAAAAUUUUUAA